Messenger RNA from Paramecium pentaurelia, 273 nucleotides. Lineage: Eukaryota; Ciliophora; Oligohymenophorea; Peniculida; Parameciidae. The record is from the annotation of a GenBank genome assembly.
AUGGAGCAAUCACUUGAAAAAGAACUACUUUAACGUAUGAAAUAAAGUAAGUAUUUGUUAACAAUAUUGAAUCAUCGAAGCAUAGAGAAAAUAUAAAAUGGUUUUAUUGGCUUUUAAAUCACUUAAGGACUUGUAUAUAAAUUAAGGGUAUUUCUAUUAAAAAGAGAAGGGGAAAAUAAAAUAUUCAAAAUUUUAUUUCAAGAAUGGUUUGGUAGAGAAUAAACUGCAAAGGAUAAGAUGCAUGAACUAUUAUAAUAAUAUAAAAAAUAAUGA